Molecule: messenger RNA, 264 nt
Organism: Thelazia callipaeda (thelaziosis nematode)
Lineage: Eukaryota; Metazoa; Nematoda; Chromadorea; Rhabditida; Thelaziidae
Source: the annotation of a GenBank genome assembly
AUGAAUAGCGACUGGUUAUUUGUCAUUAGAGCCCAUAAAGGUUCCAUAGAGUUUGCUGUGGCAUGCGGGUCGUGCCCCAAAAUACAAGAAGUAUUCUUCUUUCGUAUGGGCAUGCCUAAGGCGAAAUUGCAACAAAGACGAAAAGAAGGGAUUUAUUUGCCUGCCUGCCUACCACCAACGUACGUACCUGCAAACCUACCUAACCUACCUACCUACUCACCUAUCUACUUACCUAACUUGUCUACUGUUCAUUCAUUUACCUAA